AUGAAUAUCAGACCGUGUAUCACAUUUCAGGCCGUCGAGCCACCAAGCCCUCACCUGGACGAGCGUUCCUGGGUAUGGGUUCCACGGCCUGAGACAGAAGAGGGAAGAGAACCCAACAGAGAAUCCUCGCCAUCGGAGCCAGAGGCACCCCAAAGACGACAAGCGCAGCUGUUGCCAUCCUCAGUGGACAUUUCCAUUAAUGUCACGCAAGGAAUGGCCAAAGCGACAUUAACCCAGAUCUUCUGCAACGACGCCCCAGACAAUAUCGACAAGGCGAUAUACCAAUUCCCCAUGCCGUACGAGUCGAGUGUCGUCGACUUCAAAUGCCAGAUUGGAGAGACGAAGACCCUGCAGGGGCUUGUCAGACCGAAAGCAGAGGCGAGAGAGGAAUUUGAUCAGGCACUUAGCAGCGGUCGCUCUGCUGGUCUUGUUGAGCAGGAUAGGCUGGAUGUCUUCAGGACGGAGAUUGGAAAUAUCCCGGCAAAUGCGACGGUGCAGGUUAAGCUGGAAUUUAUCUUCUUUCUUAAGUAUACCCUGGCCGAUGAUGUGACGACGACUCUCUUGACUAUUCCAACCUAUAUCGCCCCACGAUAUGGACACCCAAGCUUUGAACUGGUUAGCAAGACCGGACCACAGGACAACACUCGAUUCUCUCUGGGCGUGAAUAUUUUGAACGCCACCGAGAUCAGAAAAAUACACAGCGAUACCCACGAGGUGAUUGUCGAGAUGGAAGGGAGCCAGAGAUCUCAACACUGGGCUGAUUCUGCAUCUCCAGGCACAACAUCUGCCUCUGUGAAGCUGAAAGACGCAACCUGUCUAGACAAAGACUUUAUUCUUUCAAUAUCCGCCCAUCCAGGCGUCGACGACGAACAACCCCAAGCUACUCUCGAAAUAUCCCCCAGCGGAUCCUCCGCAAUGAUGCUCGAGAUCCCACCCGGAUUCAUACUACGAGACCAGCCCCCGAUAAAAGAGAACUCGAGGGAAAUCAUAUUCCUAGCAGACCGGUCCGGAUCCAUGUAUGAUCGCAAAAUAGCUGGACUGAAAUCAUCUCUAGAGUUCUUCCUCCACGGUCUUCCCGAAACACUAUUCAAUCUGUACUGCUUUGGGUCGAACUACACAUCCCUAUGGCGAAAAUCCAAGAAAUACAGCGACGACACUCUAACCAAAGCACUGAAAUACGUCUCCAGCUUCCAGGGCGAUAUGGGAGGCACAGAGCUCCUGCCCGCUCUCAAGGCUGUGGUUUAUGCGCGGGACAAGACGACGCCUAAUAUGGAUGUUAUUGUCCUGACGGACGGCGAAGUCUGGGAGUUGGAGGAAACGGUUGACUUCGUGCGCGAAGCGCGCGCGGAGUCUGGGGGUGCUCUUCGAUUCUUUACCAUGGGCAUUGGGGACGGGGUUUCGCAUGAGCUCGUUGAGGGCAUCGCGAGGGCAGGUGGUGGUUAUGCUGAGAUUAUUCCUCUCGUGGAUGGCGGCAGCUGGGAUGAACGUAUGGUUGCAGUGUUGAAGGCUGCCAUGAGUGGCCAUGUUGCUGGGGUUGAUAUUGAGGUAGAGGGAGUCACUAUGGAAAGCAGAGAUCUAGAUGGUACAGGAACCACAGCAGCUGUUCAGAUGUCUCCUGGAGACCUCUCAAGCAUGAGCCCCUUUAUCCGCAAUCGAAUCUAUAUACUUGCCGAGAACGAGAACAACCCGAUAAACGCGCAGUCCAUGGUAAAGAUAAAGAGGAAAUCCACCAACGGCCAGGAAACUGCCACAGAAAUUCCACUCCAUGUACUACAAAAACCGGAUUCCACACUGCACCAGUUUGCAGCCGGCGCUCUCCUCCGCGAUCUCGGUAGUGGACAAAGCUGGAUCCAACGGGGCAAACGGAUCCCUGGAUAUUUAAACGACGAGAAAGAGUUGACUCGAGAAGAGGGAGAACGUCUCGGGUGUAAAUACUCCCUGCUCUCUCAAUGGACGAGCUUCGUCGCCGUGGAGACGGAUACAGAAGAUACAGAUGGUGAGCCUUCAGAAAGGCCAGAGUACGCUACGGAGAUUGCAAACUUGGAGCCUCAGCUUGACUCGGCAGCCACAGAUAUUCAUGCGUUGCGCAACAUGCAUUACCAGCUGCAGGGAGCAAUUGACACAGUAGACGAUGGUAUGGACACAAGCAUGUAUGAUUUGGACAACGCGAAUACCCAGCUCGGGGUAGGAGUUAGCUUGGCGUCCAUUCGCUGGCGGUUUAGUCGUUUGCUUUUCCCUAUGUUCUUUUGGAGAGUAGCGAAACAUGGCUGGAUGUCCCUAAGUAACCGAUACCUGAUGGGCCUCAAGACCGAAUCGCAAUCGCAAACCGACCUGGAGGAGUCAUUUAUUCGCCGCGUGCUGAAAAUCCAAAAGUCAGCUGGUGUGUUUGAUGUACCUCAGAAGGAUGCUUUAAGAUGUUUGGGAAGUGACGUACAUGGUAUUGCGGAAGCCCUCCAUGUCAAAGGCGUCCAGUGGAAUGUUGCUGUGACGGUUGCUAUCGUUGCCUGGCUGGAGGUGAAGUUCCCUGAAGAUCGAAGCCUUUGGGUGCGAAUGGUUGAGAAAGCGAGAGAGUAUAUCCAGCCGCAUCUUGGGAUGGAGCUUGGAGAGUGUGAAGGGUCUUUGUUGGAUGUUGCUGAGAAGAUGGCCAGAGAUGCCAAAGACCCGAGUAAAGAGUCCCACGGCAUUAAUAAGGGGCAGUAA
Messenger RNA from Aspergillus puulaauensis, 2700 nucleotides. RefSeq names its product VIT and vWA domain-containing protein. The transcript is spliced from 3 exons. The record is from RefSeq and is a predicted model, not a curated record. The coding region runs from base 1 to 2700 and encodes 899 amino acids. Lineage: Eukaryota; Fungi; Ascomycota; Eurotiomycetes; Eurotiales; Aspergillaceae.